This is a messenger RNA of Chaetomium fimeti, 516 nucleotides long. RefSeq names its product cytidine deaminase-like protein. The transcript is spliced from 2 exons. Lineage: Eukaryota; Fungi; Ascomycota; Sordariomycetes; Sordariales; Chaetomiaceae. Gene Ontology annotation, molecular function: catalytic activity. The record is from RefSeq and is a predicted model, not a curated record. The coding region runs from base 1 to 516 and encodes 171 amino acids.
AUGGCCACCCACGAGUACCCAACAUUUGCGCCAGGCGACCACAAAGCGUACAUGGGGUACGCGGUCGAACAGGCACGGCUAUCACCGCCAUCGCCGUCCAAGUUUUGCGUCGGCGCGGUUCUCGUCGACGCCGACCGGGACGAGGUCCUCUCGACGGGCUACUCGGAGGAGCUGCCGCGGGACCGCCCCGGCGACCCUGGCUCGACACACGCCGAGCACUGCUGCUUCAUCAAGGUGGCCGACCGACACGGCGUCCACGACUUUGAUAUCGCCGACGUCCUCCCGCCGAACACGGUGCUCUACACCACCAUGGAGCCGUGCAACGAGAGGCUGAGCGGGAGCCGGACGUGUGUCGUCUAUGUCGGUAUUCGGGAGCCCGACACGUUCAUUCAGCGGAACGAGGGAAUUAGGCGCUUGGAGGAGGCUGGAAUCAAGGUCGAGAUGCUGGAUGGUGACGCCGAAUUGCGGGCGCUCAUCCUGGAUGUCACUUUUGCUGGUCACGUAAGGGAGAGCUAA